Rotaria socialis is the source of this 735-nucleotide messenger RNA. Lineage: Eukaryota; Metazoa; Rotifera; Eurotatoria; Philodinida; Philodinidae. The record is from the annotation of a GenBank genome assembly.
AUGAUGCUUUUAAAUAUUUUUCACUACUUUGGUUUUAAUUCACUAACAACCGUUACGACAACAGCGGAUACAACAAAAACAUCUACUACGGAAAAAUUUAGUGGUGGUUCAUUAAGUGCAACCACUGUUGCCGGCAUCAAUGGGUCAACUGGAUCUACAUUGUCAGCAUUCAACGGUAUUCGAUACAUUACUGUUGACUCAACAAAUGCCUAUGUAUAUGCAGCCGAUUUUUAUAAUCAUCGUAUUAUGCGUUAUUCAACCAGUUCAACAUCCGGCACGAAUGGAGUUGUUGCAGCUGGUGAUAAUGGAGGUGGCUACGCGAAUACAACACUGUUCUAUCCAUGGGGUUUCGGUCAAUAUCAAUCUGUAAGCAAUGAUUUAUUUAUAACGAGCUAUUAUGGACAUACAGUAAUUCGAUGGACAUCGGACGCAUCAUCAGGUUAUUAUAUUGCUGGUGUUUUAGGUGCAUCUGGUAAAACGCCUAUUCUUGUAUCUAAUCCCAUGGGUAUUAAAGUUGACAGUUAUCUUAAUAUGUAUGUUGCUGAUAGUGGCAAUAGUCGAAUUCAAAUGUUUUGUGCUAACAAUCAAACUGGCAUCACUAUUGAUGGGACUGUUGUAGGUGGCAGUGGUGCCGCACAAUUGAACGCACCCAGAACCAUCGUGUUCGAUUCGGCAAUGAAUCUAUACGUUUCUGAUAGAGGAAAUUCUCGUGUUCAAAAAUUUUACCAAUUGUAA